Camelina sativa (false flax) is the source of this 2116-nucleotide messenger RNA. Lineage: Eukaryota; Viridiplantae; Streptophyta; Magnoliopsida; Brassicales; Brassicaceae. The record is from RefSeq and is a predicted model, not a curated record.
UAUGCAAACGGCGACGUUUACCAAGGAAACUGGAAGGCCAAUCUACAAGAUGGCAACGGACGUUACGUGUGGAGCGAUGGGAAUGAGUAUGUAGGAGAGUGGAAGAAUGGUGUUAUCUCUGGGAAAGGAGCCAUGACCUGGGCUAAUGGAAACCGUUAUGAUGGGCUAUGGGAAAAUGGAGCCCCGGUUGGGAAAGGGGUGUUGAGUUGGGGUGAGGAGAAGACUAGUAAUAGCGUGUGGGGGAGAAAGAGCAAGAGGAAAGAUGAUGAGAUUGUGCAACAUCAUAAGCUCUCUUCAGUUGAAGCUUUGUCAAUGAAUACUAAUUUCCCGAGGAUUUGUAUAUCGGAGUUGGAGGAUACUAGCUUGUCUGAUCAUGUUGAGGCGAGUCCGUAUACGAGCGAGUCAGAUACAAGCGGAUGCGGAGAGCAUGAAUGGGCAAGAAGUCCUUUGCUUUUAGAGAGUGGUGGUGUCAUGAGUUUGCAACAAAGUCCAAGAUGGUUGGAUGAAGGAGAUUGUAAGAAACCAGGGCAUACGGUUACAGCCGGACAUAAAAACUAUGAUUUAAUGUUAAAUCUACAACUUGGGAUUAGGUACUCUGUCGGGAAACAUGCUUCCCUUUUGAGGGAACUUAGGCAUUGUGAUUUUGAUCCCAAGGAUAAGCAAUGGACCAGGUUUCCCCCGGAAGGCUCUAAAUCUACGCCUCCCCAUCUAUCCGUUGAGUUCAAAUGGAAGGAUUAUUGCCCUAUUGUGUUUAGGCAUUUGAGAGACUUAUUUGCGAUAGAUCAAGCAGACUACAUGCUCGCUAUUUGCGGAAAUGAAUCUCUUCGAGAAUUUUCUUCGCCUGGAAAGAGUGGUAGCUCCUUUUACUUGACUCAAGAUGAACGCUUCAUGAUCAAAACAAUGAAAAAAUCCGAAAUUAAGGUAUUGCUUAAGAUGCUUCCAAAUUAUUACGAGCAUGUUUCCAAGUACAAGAACUCUUUGGUCACUAAGUUCUUUGGUGUGCAUUGCGUCAAACCAGUAGGAGGACAAAAGACUCGGUUCAUAGUGAUGGGCAAUCUGUUUUGUUCGGAGUAUCGUAUACACAAACGAUUUGACUUGAAAGGUUCGUCACACGGCCGUACUAUUGACAAGGAUGAAGGUGAAAUCGACGAGACCACAACACUCAAAGACUUAGAUCUCAAGUAUGUGUUUCGACUCGAGACGUCAUGGUUUCAAGCCUUCAUCAACCAAAUCGAUAUCGACUGUGAGUUCCUUGAAGCUGAAAGAAUUAUGGACUAUAGCCUCUUGAUUGGUCUCCAUUUCCGUGAAUCUGGCUUGCGUGAUGACAUUUCCUUGGGCAUCGGUCGAAGAGAUCAGGAGGACAAAUUGAUGAGAGGGUAUAAUUCACUUCCAAAUAUGGACUCUGUCAUCCAAACUUGUAACGGACCCUUAAUGAGACUAGGAGAAAGUACACCGGCAAAAGCAGAGCAGGUGAGAAAAUUUGGGGAGGAGUCAUGGGAAGAAGACGACAUUGACAACACAAAUCUUAGGAGUACGAAGAAAGAGGUCAUUGAGGUGAUCCUUUAUUUCGGUGUUAUUGACAUUCUUCAAGACUAUGAUAUCACCAAAAAACUAGAGCACGCCUACAAGUCACUCCACGCAGAUCCCACUUCCAUUUCAGCUGUUGAUCCUAAGCUUUAUUCCCGAAGGUUUAGAGACUUCAUAAACAAAAUAUUCAUUGAAGACAAAUGAAAAUGGAACUAACAUGCAAAACCUACACAAGUUCAAAGAAGAAGAACUUUACUGUACAACAGAAUCUAAGGCAUGGGGUUUGGCAUUUAUUUUUUUGGGGUUUUGAAUGUCAAAUUAAAACUUAGAGGCCCCUAAAUACGAUUAGAUCGCACGGCACCCCGCAAUGUUGCUCGAAACCAAGAUGUUGAAGAGGUUGCCCGCUGUUUUGAGAUGAAUUUUUGGGGUUUACUCAUUUUGUAAAGAGGAAGAGAGUUCGGUGCUUCCCUCUCUUCCUCGAAAGCUAGUGUAGAUAUUAGGACAAUGCUUCUUGAUUUUAUUGUUAAUUAUAUGGUGAGCCGAGCUGACAAAAUCUACAUGGACAAAGAGUAAUUAAACGUUUUUUGCA